Myotis brandtii (Brandt's bat) is the source of this 465-nucleotide messenger RNA. RefSeq names its product transcription elongation factor SPT4-A. Gene Ontology annotation, cellular component: DSIF complex; nucleus. Gene Ontology annotation, molecular function: RNA polymerase II complex binding; zinc ion binding. The record is from RefSeq and is a predicted model, not a curated record. Gene Ontology annotation, biological process: regulation of transcription elongation by RNA polymerase II; positive regulation of DNA-templated transcription, elongation; mRNA processing. The transcript is spliced from 2 exons. NCBI's taxonomy places the organism in Eukaryota, Metazoa, Chordata, Mammalia, Chiroptera, Vespertilionidae. Bases 55 to 408 code for a protein of 117 amino acids.
AAAAGUUAAAAACGAACAUUCGGAGAAUUUCGCUCUUCUGCUCCUGUGGAGAGGAUGGCUCUGAAGACCGUGCCCAAGGACAUGCGGCAUCUGCGGGCUUGUUUGUUGUGUUCGCUGGUCAAGACUAUAGACCAGUUUGAAUAUGAUGGUUGUGAUAAUUGUGAUGCAUACCUUCAGAUGAAGGGUAACCGAGAGGUGGUGUAUGACUGCACCAGCUCUUCCUUUGAUGGAAUCAUUGCAAUGAUGAGUCCAGAGGACAGCUGGGUCUCCAAGUGGCAGCGAGUCAGUACCUUUAAGCCUGGUGUGUAUGCAGUGUCAGUCACUGGUCGCCUGCCCCAAGGAAUCGUGAGGGAGCUGAGAAGUCGAGGAGUGGCCUACAAAUCCAGAGACACAGCUAUAAAGACCUAGCAAGAUGUAUGGCUGCCAGUGUCUUUGCCACCGCCUCCUGCCUCUGCUUAUUUAUUG